CGUGAAGAAGGGUUUCAGUCGAGCAGGUUAGUUCCCAAAAUUCGUCUUGAUUUCUAAUCUGAAAAUUCUUCUGGAUUUGUUGCAUAUAGAUUAUCACAUCAUGAAUUCCAAUCCCCGGAAUUCACAGAUCUUCAUUCAAGCCCCAGAUCUUGAAAUCCCAACUCGUGCCCUAACCCUAACCCCUAAUCUCACCAUCCAUCACCUCAAACAAUCGUUUCUUUCCCAGAUUAGUCCGAUUCAUCAAACCCUUGCAUCCUCCACUUUCUUCACCUUGAACGGCCGUCUUCUUUCAGAUUCCGAUACCGUUGAAAAAACUGGAGUCACGAGUUUGUCGACGCUCAGCCUUAGGUUGCGUCUUUCUGGCGGGGGUGGUGAUGGAGGCGCUACGGGGGCGGAGUCUCGUGAUUGUUACCUCAACAUGUAUGCUGAAAAAAAGCCCGAUAAGGUUGAUCCAAACGAGCAGAGAUUAUCGUUAUUUAUGAAUUGUGCGUUAUCGAAUGAGCCUCUGAAGCAUCCCAUCGUGGUCGAUUAUUUAGGGAAUCUGUUCAAUAAACAGGCUUUAGUGGAAUCAUUGUUGAUGAAGAAAUUGCCUAAAGCUUUUUCCCAUAUAAAGGGUUUGAAGGAUAUGAUCGCAGUCGAGCUUGCAUCAAUACCUGGAUCAGAUUCUCCUAAUGGCGGCGAAGUGAAGUUUCAAUGUCCGAUUACAGGGUUGGAGUUCAAUGGCAAGUAUAGGUUUCAUGCUUUGAAAAGUUGUGGGCAUGUGUUAAGUGCCAAAGCAUUGAAGGAGGUUAAAUCUUCUUCUUGUCUUGUUUGCCAUAAAGAUUUUGUAGAAUCUGAUAAGAUCGUGAUCAAUGGGAACGAAGAAGAGGUGAUUGCAUUACGAGAGAAGAUGGAGAUGGAGAAGGUGAAGUUGAGAGAGAAGAAGGUGAAGAAAGUAAAGAAUGGAGGUGGUGUUGGUGUGAAUGGAGAGAUGGGUGCUUCUAAUGAUGGAGUUAAGCUAAGCGGGAGUAAGCAUGGGAUUGAUUUGAAGGCAGCUGAGAAGGUUUCAGGGAAGAUUGAAACAAAUGGGAAAGUUGUUAAUGGGAAAAGUGAAGGGAAAAGAUUCAAGGCGGGCGAUCGGGCUCCUCAACAUGCAAAUAAGGAGGUGUAUGCAUCUAUUUUUACAUCUUCAAGGAAAUCUGAUUUCAAAGAAACAUAUUCUUGCAGAUCUUUGCCGCUCGGAAGGAACUGAACGGUGGUAUCCUGAUCACGGUGGUUGUAUUUUUCAGUUCAUGUGAAAAUUGCUAGCGAUUUGGGUGUUUGAUGUGUCGUUGUACUUCAUUUUGGUUAUAUUAUUGUUCGACAUUAAUCAAGAGGUGUCACUUUUUGAAAUCAUAAAACUGCAUAGUAGUCUUGUUUGAAGAUGUUGAAGCAAUCAAUCUGCAUAUUAUGCCUGGCUUUUGAAAUAUUUAUGUAGAAUGUAUGCUGCUGCAUUUGAUUU
Molecule: messenger RNA, 1480 nt
Organism: Cynara cardunculus var. scolymus (artichoke)
Lineage: Eukaryota; Viridiplantae; Streptophyta; Magnoliopsida; Asterales; Asteraceae
Product: protein RTF2 homolog
Exons: 1
Coding region: 101-1231 (376 amino acids)
Biological process (GO): mitotic DNA replication termination; site-specific DNA replication termination at RTS1 barrier
Cellular component (GO): nucleus
Molecular function (GO): protein binding
Source: RefSeq, a predicted model, not a curated record